GAUUGCUUGCGCAUUUAGACUUGUAGUCAUGAGUUCAACGUCUGAGCUAGCGUGCGUUUAUGCAUCACUGAUCCUGCAAGAUGAGGGCCUAGAGAUCUCGGCUACGAAUAUAAAUAAGCUGGUCAAGGCGGCUGAGGUAAGCGUUGAGCCAAUUUGGCCAACCCUGUUUGCCAAGAACAUGACUAGUGAAAGCAUUGAAGCACUAUUGACGAACGUUGGAUCUGGUGCCGCUGUUGCAUCGGGUGGUGGUGGCGCUGCUCCUGUGGGUGGAGGUGCUGCACCGGCGGCCGAAGAGAAAAAGGAAGAAAAGAAAGAGGAAUCAGAAGAAGAGUCCGACGAUGACAUGGGAUUUGGAUUGUUUGACUAGGACUCUUUUCCAGGGCAGAAAAUGGAUGGUUUCGUCUGACUCAAUUGAUUUGAUGCAAAUCAUUUUGGAUUUAGUGAAAUUGAAAGUUUUCUGUA
Symsagittifera roscoffensis is the source of this 462-nucleotide messenger RNA. Its product is annotated as large ribosomal subunit protein P1-like. The transcript has a single exon. Gene Ontology annotation, molecular function: protein kinase activator activity; ribonucleoprotein complex binding; structural constituent of ribosome. NCBI's taxonomy places the organism in Eukaryota, Metazoa, Xenacoelomorpha, Acoela, Convolutidae. The record is from RefSeq and is a predicted model, not a curated record. The coding region runs from base 29 to 367 and encodes 112 amino acids. Gene Ontology annotation, cellular component: cytosolic large ribosomal subunit; ribosome. Gene Ontology annotation, biological process: translational elongation; cytoplasmic translation.